This is a messenger RNA of Mya arenaria, 6989 nucleotides long. Its product is annotated as oxidation resistance protein 1-like. Gene Ontology annotation, cellular component: nucleus. Gene Ontology annotation, biological process: response to oxidative stress. The coding region runs from base 175 to 3546 and encodes 1123 amino acids. Lineage: Eukaryota; Metazoa; Mollusca; Bivalvia; Myida; Myidae. The record is from RefSeq and is a predicted model, not a curated record. The transcript has 23 exons.
GAAAUAGCAAGUUUUACGAAAAGAAAAUAUCGGGGAGGAUAUUCACAGAAAAAUCAAUUGACAGUCGUCCUGAUACAAAAGAGAGGGACAGAACUCCAUUCGAAGACCAAAGUAUGACCUUUAUUGGAACGUCAAGGUCAAAGGUCACAUUUCGAUUUUGGGGCAAGGCCAGCUAUGAGUAAAAAGGGCACACUGACUUCGCGGACUCUGGAGAAGCUUGGUUUUGGUUCUUUGUCAAGGUUGCGUACCAGUUCCCAGCCCAAUGCAGCUGGGCUCCAACCCAAGUCCACUUCUUCUGUGCCAACUAUCACUGGGGGAGAACUAGAUCUACCAGCUGAGCUAGUGUCACGUUUUUCUGUGGACAGUUUCGAAUCGCUCGGCACUAAGGAGCAGAAGAAGACAUUAAGAGAGAAAAUUUGGGGGCCAAAAUCUGAAGCCGGGUCCACAAGCAAGAAAGGACCUCGUAGGGGACGGAAUAGAAACAAGAAAGAUGGGAAGGCAAGUUCCAUGUUCUACUUGGACGAUGACAAAGACUCGUUCACGAAGGUAACAAGCGUUGCCUCAACCGCAUCCCUUGGCAGUAUGCAGGAGAAGAGAAAGUCACAGCCAGAUGGCACGCUGCAGUACAAAGUGGAGGACAGUGGUGAUACACUGGAAAAGGUGGCGGCACACUUCGACACAACGCCGUCAGAGCUGAAGAAACUCAACAAACUCUUCUCUUCAACAAUAUUCCAGGGACAGAUUUUGUUUGUUCCGGACAAGGAAGCCAAUUCCCGGACAUUUUCAGUGUCAUCGAACGAGGACUCAACGACAGGGCUCAGCGACAGCGUGUUUGGAAGCCCUGUCAACAAACCCAAAAUGGAUGUGCCACUGAUAAAGUCUGGAAACAGUUCACCCACGAAAGUUCCCGGCCAUGCUGAGAGGCAGACACCGGUCAACUCUCCAAAGGAUUUUGACUUUGAGGAGAUAGGCCCACCGCACAAGUUGUCCGAGGAUGAGGUUCAACAACUGGAUCAGGACUGCAUGGAGCGGUUCAUCAAACUGAGGGUCAAGCACAUCACAGAUGGGCAGACUCAUAUGGCAGUUGCGGGAAAGGGUGUUGUCAAGGGAACACUUUUGGUGACACCUAACGCUGUCAUGUUCGAUCCAGAUGUUUCCGAUCCUCUUGUCGUGGAGCGUGGAGGCGAAAAGUAUGGUAUGAUUGCGCCCAUGGAUAUGAUCAUCAGCGCUGCAAUGUACCAUGAUAUUGCUGCCAUGAAAAUUAGAGGAAAGAAAAUGGAGGAUGGAACGAAGCUAGAGGUUUACCAUGACAAAUCUUGUCCAUUGGCCAAGGAAAAACUACUGACCUCGCAACAAAUAGACCAGGCUAAAACUUCUCCAGUUAUUCCUAAAGACUUGCAAGAAAUCCUCAGAAACCCGUUGAUUAAGUCUGAAAGUGUUUGUAGUUGUGGUCAUGGAGCUACUGAUAAGCUUGGUAGGCUGGAUUCUGUGUUUGAAGAUACUACAGAUGUGACUGAUGGGGUUGAGAAUAAGGGAGGCAACUCACUUGAGUCAGGGGAAGCAACAACUAGUCAAGAACAGGAUAGUGGCUUUGUGGGAGAUUUAUCUGAGAGUAGGGUUGAUGAAGGUUGUGAUAAAUAUACUGGAAAUGUGGAUCAGGGUGUUCAGGAUGGGAGGAAUGUUGCUAAAAGUGUUGAUAAUGCUUCUGGAGAUGUUGGAGAUAAUGGCUCAUGUCCAACUGGGGAUUUAAUUGACCUAGGGGUAGAGAGUGAGCCUGCUGGUGCUUCUGCUAAAACUAGUCCAAGGUUAGGUAAACCUAACAAGAGAUUGUCUGUGUCUUUUUCACUACCAGAAACUGAUAACAAUACGUCUCCCACUCGGAAAAAACCUGAUUCGGGCAUUGAAGAAACGGCUGAAGAGAAAGAUGAUGAUAAGGAUGACACUGCUAAGAGAAGUGAAGACAAUGAUAAGAAGCAGGAACCUGACAAUGUUGCUGAAUCAAAUAACGGUGAAACAAGGAUUGGGAACAUUUUGUAUUUGCCAGUAGAGGAAGACUCCAAUGGUCACUUGACAGUUCAGGCAGUGGAGAAAACUCAAAAUACUCUGUCCAAGCUCAGUGCUGAUGAUUUUGGAGCUAUUUCUAAAUCAGAUACUAACAUUGCUGAAUUGGGUGUAGGAGAAAAGAUAGAAAACGCGGAUGUGGAGAAGACUAGGUCAUCAUCCACCAGCUCCCUCGGGCCGUUCAGCCCCACCCCUCAUCUGAAUGCGUUUGUUAACUACGCUUCUGGGUUUUUCCAGAGGCAUGCUUCAGACAGCAGUAUCAAAGACCUUAAAGAUGUGAUAAUGGAUACUUUGACUGAUUCCAAGUCUUCAAGUGAAUCAAAGAUAAUUGGUAAGACUGAAAGAUCGGAAAGUUCUUCCGAUAUGGAUCAGACCGAUGGCAAAAAAGACAUUCCUGUGAUUUCAGCAGCGCCAACGGGAAGGAAACGUGGCAAACUGAGUCGCUAUAGCAACACUGCUGAAAGGCAGGAUGUUGCCGUGGAAAGUGCCGUUACCAUGGACGAUAAACCUGGAUUAUUCAACAUGGACUAUACAAAGGCUGAUUUAGAAGAAUACGCACCCCGUCGGUCAGUUGCAUUCUCCGAUCCCCCGCUGUACUUGUGCCUGCGUCUCGGCACGCCACAGAACAAACAUGUAUCACACAACUAUUCCAUCGAAGCGUACGGCAAACGGCGCAAGAAGUCAGAAUAUUGGUUCUCAAUUCCAAGAGAUAAGGUAGACCACCUGUAUGCGUUCUUCGUCCAGUGGACUCCACAGAUUUACGGAGACGAGGAGGAGAUAACUCCGGAGCUCCGCGGAUUUGUUGUCAUUGAGGAACCUGAGGACAUUGAUGACCUUGAAAUGCUGGACGAACAUUUCGGGCCUGACUCAGCCUUUCAGAAAGACUGGGAGUUUUGCAGCAAAGAGGUCAUCAGUCAGAGUGAGGCUUUAAAGCGAAGUUCGAUCGUGUUUGAUGAGCCGAUACCGCUACCAGAAUUAAUCGGGGAGUCGACUAUACUGACAGAUGAACAUAUCUCUGAGCUAAGCUUGGAGAUGCCAGGACGGACUAUAGGUUACCCCUGGACGCUGAUAUACAGUACAGAUAAACACGGUUUCUCUCUCAAAACACUGUAUCGCUACAUGCGUGACCUUGACAGCCCAAUACUCAUUGCUGCCAAGGAUACAAAUAAUCAUGUGUUCGGAGCCCUGUUAUCUUGCGAGGUGAAGCGAAGCGACCAUUUCUACGGCACGGGGGAGACGUUUGUGUAUACGUUUUGUGAGGGCUUUCAUGUGUUCCACUGGACGGGAGAGAAUAACUUCUUUAUCAAGGGAAAUCAAGACAGCCUUAGUAUUGGGGCAGGACAAGGGAAAUUUGGACUAUGGUUUGAUGAAGAUCUUUACCACGGACGGACCAACAAGUGUGAAACCUUUAAUAACGACAUACUCACAGAGUCUGAAGAUUUCGUGCUGAAAGCAUUCGAGGCAUGGGCUUUUGUGUCAGAAUGAGAUGAAGCAUUCGAGGUAUUGCCCUUUGUGUUGGAAUGUGGUAAAAGCAUUCGAGGCAUGGGCCUUUGUGUUGAAAUUAGUUGAAUCAUUCAAGGCAUGGGACUUAGUGUUGAAAUUAGAUGAAUCAUUCGAGCGUUGGAUUUUAGGUAAAAGCAUUUGAGGCAUGGGCCGUUGUGUUGAAAUUAGAUGAAUCAUUCGAGGCAUGGGACUUAGUGUUGGAUUUAAGGUAAAAGCAUUCGAGGCAUGGACCUUUGUGUUGAAAUUAGAUGAAUCAUUCGAGGCAUGGGUCUUUGUGUUGGAUUUUAGGUUAAAGCAUUCGAGGCAUGGGCGUUUGUAUUGGAAUGAGAUAAAGCAUUCAAGGUUUGGGAUUUUUUGUCAGAAUGAUUCAAGCAUUCAAGACCUUGGCUGUUGUGUCUAUCUAUGGAGUGUAGACGAGAUUUAGACCAUUGUAUGCUGAAAGAAAGAAUUGAAUGUGAAUAAAAAACUAUUUGACUAAUAAAAAAAGGUUUUGACGGUAAACAUGUUUUAAGUUAAUUUAAAGCAUUUGACUGAGAAUAACUUUUAUUUUUCAAUGCUAUUAAACUUAACAAUUGAUAAGGCUAAAAAAAUAAUUUUAAAGUUGAAUAAGUUUACAACUGCAAAUUCAUUUCACUUUUAUAAGGUUUGGUUUAUGGAGGGACAGUUAAAAUGUGGGGCAUCUUUUGUGCUGUUUGAUUAGUUUGUUAAUAUUACCAUGUUAAGGGAAUAUUAACUUGGAAUAAAUAAAUUUUGUUAUUACCAUGUUAAGGGGAUAGUAACUUUGUUUAUUGCAAUGUUAAGGGAAUAUUAACUUGUUUAUUACCAUGUUAAGGGAAUAUUAACUUGUUUAUUACCAUGUUAAGGGAAUAUUAACUUGUUUAUUAUCAUGUUAAGGGAAUAUUAACUUGGAAUAAAUAAGUUUUGUUAUUACCAUGUUAAGGGGAUAGUAACUUUGUUUAUUGCAAUGUUAAGGGAAUAUUAACUUGUUUAUUACCAUGUUAAGGGGAUAUUAACUUGGAAUAAAUAAGUUUUGUUAUUACCAUGUUAAGGGGAUAGUAACUUUGUUUAUUGCAAUGUUAAGGGAAUAUUAACUUGUUUAUUACCAUGUUAAGGGAAUAUUAACUUGGAAUAAAUAAGUUUUGUUAUUACCAUGUUAAGGGGAUAGUAACUUUGUUUAUUGCAAUGUUAAGGGGAUGGAAUAAAUGAGUUUUGUUAUACUUGUGUUCAGAGGUUUAACUUGAUAUUACAAAUCAGAAAGAAGGUUUUGUGAUUUUAUUUGAAUGAUUUUCUUUAAAAGUCCCAAAACAUCUUUAAAGAUAAUAAUAUUGAACAGGCCCUUGGAGCAUUAAACCAAGCUUUGUGUGUUGUUUAUAAUUUGUAGUUUUUAAAUUUCCAUCAUACAUUAAAAAAUCAUUUUUUUCAUAAUUUUGUUAUUUUGUGGUAACAUUUUUUGCCAUUUAAUUUCUUAUAUAUAUCAAAAAAUAAUGUUUACUGACAUGCCAGUUGUAUUGUUCCAGUGAUGAUAUUGCUUUGUUUAAAGCUGCUCUCUCACAGAUUGACAGUUUUGACUUUUGUCUCAGAAUCAGCUGAUUAUGGCUUCAAUGCCUUCAAUUCAGUCAUAUCAGAUGACUCACAAUAGACCAGAUUUCAAUUGCUUGAAAAACUGCCUAAAGACUGAUUACUCAAAAAACAUAAGCAACGCUUCUAGCCAUAAAUAUCCAUUUUUCGAACUUAGAUUUGAAAAAAUGUGAUCUGAUAUUUUGUGAGCAGUCUUGUAUCACUGUUUUUCAGACAUUUACGCAAAAAAUGGCUCAUUUCAAGACCAAAAAAAAAGUUGCCAAAACUGUCAAUCUGUGUGCAGCUUUUUGGCUAAACAAAGAUUACAUCUUCACUUAAUAGUUUCUAGUCUUUUGUUUAUUGUUUAUAAGAGGUUUUCUGAACAACAAUCAUUUAGUGUCAUUUGAAUGUUAAAUAAAGGUAUGUAGAAGUAUUUUUAGGCACACACAGUAUUAAUACUUGGAUAAUAAACCCCUGUACAUUAACAUUUUCAGCUUAUGUUCAGCAAAAUGUUUCAUGCAAUUUGUUAAAAAAUGUGAAUAUAAUCAGAAUGUUAUGUCGUAAAGAAACAAAAAUGAUGAAAAAAGUCACACAUACUAAGGAACGAUUGUAUGUUGUGUUUUAACUGUGAUCCAUUUGUGUUCAAAUGUUCACUUGUAUAUUUGCCAAUGUUAACCUGUUUGUAUGAAAAUGUUCACUUGUAUACUAGUUUUGCCAAUGUUGACAUGUAUAAAUGAAAAUGUACACUUGUAUAUUUGCCAAUAUAAAUUUGUUUAGGUGAAAUGGUCACUUGUAUUUGUAAAUUUAUACUUGUUUAUUUGCAGAUUUUCUCUUGCAUAUUUGUAAAUAUUAACCUGUAUAUUUGCAAAAGUUAAUUGGUAUUUUGGGAGUGUUCAGUGAUAUAUUUGCAUAAUGUCCACUGGUACUUUUGCAAAUGUUAGCCUAUGUAUUUGUAAAUGUCCACUUGUAUAUUGGCAAAUGUAAACCUGUAUGUUUGCAAAAGUUAACUUAUUCUAUUGCCAAUGUUAAUUUUUAUGGUUUUCAAAUCGUCACUUUUAUAUUUGCAAAUAUAGACCUGUAUAUUUGCAAGUUUUCUGUACUUUAGCCAAUGUUAACUUAUUUACUUGCAAAUAUCAAUUCCUGUAUUUGCAAAUAUAAGCCUGUAUAUUUGCAAAAGUUAACAUGUAUGUUUGCCAAUGUUAACUUCAAUAUUUGUGCAUGCCACUUGUAUUUUUCCAAAAGUUAAAGGCCUAGUUUAAGGAAAUGUUGGCAUGUUAACUCCCUGCUGUGCAUCCCUUGUUAAUUGCCCUUGUGUGAAAGCAGGGGUCAAUUUCCUGUCCAUUUGUUUAUUGGCUCUGAGAGCCAUUUAGAAUUUACACUUUCAGAGUUGAUUAUCUUAUAACCUAUAAAGAACUGCACAGCAGGACACUCAGAUCUGAGAUCUGAUAGACAGCAAACAGCAAUAUAUAUUAGGAUCAAUACACAGAAGUUGUGUAAUAUAUACGGAUGGGUGGCCUCUAAUAGAAGACUUAAACUAGCCUUUUAAGCUGUUAUGAUAUUUGCAAGAUAUAGCUUCCGCCAAUGUUAACAUGUAUGUUUGCAAAUGUUCACUUUUAUAUCUGCUGCAAAUAUACUUUUUCAGUCUAUGCAAUGUAACAUUGUUGUGGGCCAUGAUGGACUUUAAAUAUAUUAAUCAAGAUAGUAAAAAUAGUUUCAAAGUAAAUAUUGUAACUCUAGAUCUGUAAUGUAUCUUAGUCCAUAAGAAAUUGAAGUACAAAACAUUAUGUUUUCACUUGUUAAAUAUAAAGUGAUAUUGCUUUUCCUAUUGUGCAUUUUAACAGAUUGAUUAUUAAAUUGUUUAUGAACAA